AUGUUGACCUCUUUUUCACUAUCUCUGUGUGGCAAAAAGCCCACAGUCGCCUCUGCUGGCCACGCGGGCCAACCAUUUUGGAGAACAAACAGAUCGGGGCGGGAUAUAAAGGCGACAUUGGCGAGAAAUCACCACAUUAUACCCCGGGACCCGGCAGAGUCUUUUGGUAGAAAGAUGGCCUCCAAAAUCAUCCUCCUCAUCGCUUGCGUGCUUGCUGCUGGAUUGGUCCAGGAAACCUCGGCUCAAUGGUACGGAGGUUACGGCUGGCCUUCCUAUGGUUAUGAGUACGGAGCAUAUCCAUAUGGUGGCUAUGGAGGAUAUGGAUAUGGCGGAUACCCGUACUACGGAGGAUAUGGAGGCUAUGGCGGAUACUACGGAUACGGCAAGCGCGAGGCUGGAUUCGGCCCCCAACAGCCACAACAACAGCAGCAGCAACAAGUCCAAAACCCGCGCCGCUACGAGAUCCAGACGGUCAUCCGGCACCUACAGUAUGGCGACAUUUUCAAGGUGAAAUCCCUCAGUUCCGGCGAGGUGUUCCUGAUGAAGUCUGAGGUGGAGGCGGUACCGGAGGAUAUGGCUCGAUUAAAGUACUUGAGAUCAAAGGUGCUGAAGCGGAACUUCUCCAAGUCGACGGCCCUCCGGCUCGCCCUGAUGACGCUGAAGGCGAUCGCCGACUUGCACGAGAUGGGCUGGAUUCAUCGUGACAUCCGCCCCGCCCAGUUCUGGGUGGGCUACGGCCCGGACUGCAUGAACCUGUACCUCGUCGACUUUCUCAAGAUUCGCCAGUACCAGCGCAGCAACAAGGUCCAUCUGCUCUUCAUGGUAAUCGACUUCUUCGACGACCAGGCCCUCCCGUGGUGCAAGAUGCGCGGCCUCGAGUCGGUCAUGUCGAAGCUCGAGUUCUUCACCACACCCAAGGCCCGCGAGAACACGAUCCGCGCCGUCCAUCCCGACUUUGAGCUGAUCGCCGACAUGGUCAACAAGAUGAAGUGGGCCUCGGAGAUGCGCGUGCCGUUCCUCGAGGAGACGCUGAGGAGCAUUGCGGGGAAGCUGAAGCUGAACCUAAAAGAACCGUUCGACUGGACCCCCGAAAUGGCCACCCAGCACGCCAGCGCCACGGCCAGCAUUGAUGCCUAUCAGGCUGGAGCUGAUAUGCAACGGCGCAGCAACAGCGGCAGCGGAGGCAGCAAGAGCAAGAAGCCCCGAGCAGCUGAGGAGUCGUUGAGGUCGAAGAAGAAGGCGCCCAGCCGCCUCAUCGGCUCCAAGGAGAAGAGCCGCACGAACCGGCUGCCGGCCAAGAGUCCUGCCCAACCCAUCGAGGUCAAGGUCAGCCCGCAGAAGCCGGAGCAGGUCGUCGGCGGCAAGGACGACGAUGAGGAGGAGGAGUUUAUGACCCCUGGCGGCGGCGAGAAAGACUACGUGCGCGCCGAGUGCGUGGUGGCCGGGUUGAAGAAGCAGAAGCCGAAGAGGGCCGCGGACGAAGAGAACGAGGCGUACGACAACUUCAAGUUC
Molecule: messenger RNA, 1512 nt
Organism: Mesorhabditis spiculigera
Lineage: Eukaryota; Metazoa; Nematoda; Chromadorea; Rhabditida; Rhabditidae
Source: the annotation of a GenBank genome assembly